AGCUUUUGAAAAACAAAUAUAGCAAGGUCUUGUCCAGUGAAGAUUCAAGUGAAAUGGCUACCGACUCGAAAAUGAAGUUUGCCAACCUGCUUCUGCGGGGUUGUUUCAGGGCGUUCUGCCUUGUCGGUGCAGUAUUGCUGCAUAGCGGAGGAGGAAUGGCGGCUAUUGGCGGUAGCGCAGUCACGCUAGCUGCCAUGGAAAGAUCGGAAGAUGCCGACGCAAUGCUCACAAUCGUAGCAGCGUUCAGUGGCGAGGAGAUAGCCGAAGUCAAAUACCAGCCUGGUAUCAGCAGCGAGACCUUAGAACAGCUUGCAGGACAGAGUUCCACCCGUCACCCGACAAUUUCAAGAUAUUACCAGCAGAACCUGGGGCCGGCGUGUAGCCGCUAGGCCUGGAUGACGUGAUAGAUUUGCAGAAGCAUGGAAGGACCUUCACGUUUGUCUGUUUUUCUUCUGCGCUGAAGCAGCUUUUGCGAGUCAACCUCGCUCAGCUUCUGCACCCAGAUACUCGGCAAAGUUGGGAAUCCGAUAUGCUAGACCCGCACGUAGAAGAUGGGAGCCUCGCUUUGAGCGCCACUUUUGGCAAUCCUAUUGCACGGGGGUUCACAGCGGUGGUAGAGCAGCUUGUCGAGGAGAUGGCGAGCGAGUACGCAUUGGGAUUGGGGUCAGCAGGCCAGUAGCGGAUUCCUUGACGCUCGGGCUAACGAAAGAGUUGGAACAUGCUGCAUUGGUACUGCAGUCGCACAUUCCUGAAGGCGUGGUCGGUGAUGUCUCGAGCGAGCAUGCGUUCGACUUUCUCACGGAAUUGCCAUAUGAGGCGAAAGACUCCGUCCUCAGAAACUUCGCAGGUUAUGACUUGCAAUUACAUAGGAGCAGGGACGAUGCUGGCUUUUGGCUCAACGCGAGUUAUGACGGCCUCAGACUGCGGGCGACGCGUACACAAGAUCGCGUGUGUACCGUAGCAUUUUCUUUUGCGCCUGUCAUAAUGAUUAAUUUGCAACAUGGAGACAUGCUCCUGCGUGCUCGGGAGUCGGACAGAACGGAUUCAGACAGGCAUAUUCUUCGGGAUUAUCAACCGGUCCAGUUUGGACGAGCCUUUCUAUUCAGGAUCGAACUUGACUACAAAUUCUCGGGGUUGUGUGCAAAGAUCAGAGCAAUGUCAAUCCGUGAUGGAUAUUCAGUCUUCCAAUGGGUUUUACAUUCCACGGAAAUUGAGAAGCUGCCCCUUCCGGCCUUUGGGUCUAUUUAACUGAUUCGCCUGAACAAGAAGGCCACUCGAAAGCGAAGAGAGCAUCGAUAUUGGAGCCCUUGUUGUGGCGAACCAACAUGCAGUACAGUGGGCAGUACCUUGUUUUCUACACGAGCGUUCUCACGAACAAUUAGAACUGGAGUAUUUUUCCUGCUGUCGUUUUGCAGACUGCAGUUUCCUUACAUGAAGAAAUCGUUGUUACACGAUAGUGCAGAAUAUCUUUUUGUUUAGGGGAAACCGAGCGCAAUAAAUGCGACAAGAAAAUAAUUUUGGGAGGUAGAAACCGAUGAAGCAAAUACAAUAUUUGGGGGAUUAUUGUGGACUCCAUCUGUGACAUACCGGAGAUGAAACUUCUUGUAAGACGAAAAGUUACGGCGGAUCGAACUGUCACAGUUAUCUUGCAUUAAAUCCACAAACGAGACCCUCAAAGAAGGCGACAGACGAAUGUUGUAAUGAUCAGAGCAGCAUCCACCAGUUUUCUAGGAAU
This is a messenger RNA of Amoebophrya sp. A25, 1735 nucleotides long. The record is from the annotation of a GenBank genome assembly. Lineage: Eukaryota; Dinophyceae; Syndiniales; Amoebophryaceae.